AUUAUCUAGUCUCAUAAUCAAAAGCAUUGAGACCCGCAUGGAUAUGGAUACUGAAAUAUACUUAUAUCUGCUUACAUAAUACCCGUAUAAUACCAAAAACAGGUAUUAACAAUGUUUAAGGUUUAAAUGAUUGAACAAGCGUAACCGGUCGUGACGUCAUCUGUAAUGGACGGUGUUGUUCCUGAAAUGUGCACAGUCCGGGUCUCCUUUUCUUUGUUUUAACAGAUACAUGCCUUACAAUCACAAUCCAACACUAUAAAUGGCUGACUACUGGAAAUCACAACCCAGGAAAUUCUGCCAAUACUGCAAGUGUUGGAUUGCAGACAAUAAGCCCAGCAUCGAAUUUCACGAAAGAGGGAAGAAUCACAAAGAAAAUGUGGCAGCCAAAAUUUCCGAGAUCAAAAAGAAGAGUGUUCAAAAAGCGAAGCAAGAGGACCGUAUGUCAAAACAGUUUGCAGCAAUGGAAGAGGCUGCACUGAAGGCAUAUGAGGAAGACCUGAAGAGGAUGGAAAUGGAAGCAGGAUCUGGUCCCUGUGUCCAAACACCAGUAUUGCCACAACCUAAAGCCCCACCACUGGUACUGUGCGAGCUACCACCGCAUCGCAAAAAAUAUCAAAAGAAAACAGACAAAGCAAGGAAGUCAUCUGUGGAGCAAAAGAGAACACAAACUUGGGUUGAAGGAUGGACAAAUGACAGGCACGCAUACUAUUACAACACAGUAACUGGAGACUCUCAGUGGGAUAGACCUGAAGGCUUUCUGAGUAGCUCAGACUUUGUGCAGCCUGGACAGUACGAGAGCCCUUCAGAUAGUGCUUGGAUGGAAGGGGUCAGUCCUGAAGGAUACUCAUAUUGGUACAACACAGAAACGGGAGAGUCCAGAUGGGAAAAGCCAAAUGACAUAGCCACGAAUGAAACCACUAAAUCCAGCUUGGCAUCUAGCAGUGAGAAAGUGCUUCAGGAAGAGCUGACUUCAGGAGAAGAGGGCUGUAAUGGGGCUCAGUUGUCACAGGGUGCAGAAGCCACUGAACAACAUAGCCUGCCAUCCACUGUCCCAGAAAAUAGCUCAAGGAAACGAAAAGUGGACGGGGAACACUUAGGAAAGGAUGAAGAUGAUCAAACAAGCAACAAAAUGCCUGGAGAGUAUGUUAAGGAGGAGAAAAAAGAGGCCCAAAGCACAACCAUUGAACCUAUAAAGAAAAAGCAGGAAGAGGUGGCAAAAACUAAGAAGCCAAAAUCACUGAACCCAUAUGGGGCCUGGGAACAGAUUAAGGAGGAGAAGGAUCCAUACACCAGUGUGGACUUAGAGUUGCCCCAAGUAGCUGUCGAGGAGGUCGCACCAACAGAGUUGCCGCCAGAACCGAAACUCAAGUUCAAGGAGCGCAUCAUCACCUCACUCAGAGUUGAAGGCGGGCUCGCUUCUUUUAAGAAAAGCAAGACACAGAAUGGCAAAUCCAGAAGCUUUCGACAGAGAGACAAUAAUGACUAGCCACAUUUUUUUUUUCAGUUAUCUGAAUUCUAAUGAAUCUGAUUUUGUAGCUCAAGUUCAUUUUACUGCUGCUUUUGAACAUGUGCGGGAGGUUAAUGGUCAGCUGGCAACUUGUGACCAGCUGGUGGUAGUGAGUGUAUAAAGCUGAUAGGUGGCCUCACAAUCUCAUCAGGACAACUUUAGUGACCUCAGUGUCUACAAAUAAAACAUUUGUCCUUAAAAAUGUUUCCUAAAAAUAAAUUUUCAGUUUAUAACCAA
Phyllopteryx taeniolatus (common seadragon) is the source of this 1744-nucleotide messenger RNA. RefSeq names its product WW domain binding protein 4 (gene wbp4). Gene Ontology annotation, cellular component: nucleus; precatalytic spliceosome. The transcript is spliced from 10 exons. Gene Ontology annotation, molecular function: zinc ion binding; RNA binding; protein binding. Bases 260 to 1486 code for a protein of 408 amino acids. Gene Ontology annotation, biological process: mRNA splicing, via spliceosome. The record is from RefSeq and is a predicted model, not a curated record. NCBI's taxonomy places the organism in Eukaryota, Metazoa, Chordata, Actinopteri, Syngnathiformes, Syngnathidae.